Lontra canadensis (Northern American river otter) is the source of this 2777-nucleotide messenger RNA. It is a transcript of the gene ITGB2, whose product is annotated as integrin subunit beta 2. The transcript has 16 exons. Gene Ontology annotation, biological process: integrin-mediated signaling pathway; cell-matrix adhesion; cell adhesion mediated by integrin. The record is from RefSeq and is a predicted model, not a curated record. Gene Ontology annotation, cellular component: focal adhesion; integrin complex; cell surface. Lineage: Eukaryota; Metazoa; Chordata; Mammalia; Carnivora; Mustelidae. Gene Ontology annotation, molecular function: amyloid-beta binding; integrin binding. The coding region runs from base 46 to 2394 and encodes 782 amino acids.
GGCCAGGGUACCAACGGAGCUGACGCCCCUCCCUGCCCAGCCAGGAUGCCCCACCGAGGUCACCAGGGCAUCAGCGGGGACAUGCUGAGCCGGCGCACCCUGCUGCUCACGCUGGGGUCUCUGCUGAGCCUCUGGUCCGCCCUCUGCCAGGAGUGCACCAAGUACAAAGUCAGCACGUGCCGGGAGUGCGUGGAGUCGGGCCCUGGCUGCGCCUGGUGUCAGAAGCUGAACUUCACCGGGCUCGGGGAGCCAGACUCUGUUCGCUGCGACACCCGGGAGCAGCUUCUGUUGAAGGGCUGUGCGGCUGAUGACAUCAUGGACCCCAGGAGCCUGGCUGAGACCCAGGGGGACAGGAAGGGCAGCCAGCAGCAGCUGUCCCCACAGAAAGUGACACUCUACCUGAGACCAGGUCAGGCGGCUGCCUUCAAUGUGACCUUCCGGCGGGCCAAGGGCUACCCCAUCGACCUGUACUACCUGAUGGACCUCUCCUACUCCAUGCUGGAUGACCUCAUCAAUGUCAAGAAACUGGGGGGCGACCUGCUCCGGGCCCUCAACGAGAUCACCGAGUCCGGCCGCAUCGGCUUUGGGUCCUUCGUGGACAAGACGGUGCUCCCCUUCGUCAACACGCACCCUGAGAAGCUGAGGAAUCCGUGCCCCAACAAGGAGAAGGAGUGCCAGCCCCCCUUCGCCUUCAGACACGUGCUGAAGCUCACCAACAACUCGAACCAGUUCCAGAGGGAGGUCGGGAAGCAGCUCAUUUCCGGAAACCUGGACGCCCCCGAGGGCGGGCUGGAUGCCAUGAUGCAGGUCGCCGCGUGCCUGGAGGAAAUCGGCUGGCGCAACGUCACUCGGCUACUGGUGUUUGCCACGGAUGACGGUUUCCACUUUGCGGGUGACGGGAAGCUGGGCGCCAUCCUGACCCCCAAUGACGGCCGCUGCCACCUGGAGGACAACACAUACAAGCGCAGCAAUGAAUUUGACUACCCGUCGGUGGGCCAGCUGGCACACAAACUGGCCGAAAACAACAUCCAGCCCAUCUUUGCGGUGACCAAGAGAAUGGUGAAAACCUACGAGAAACUCACCGAGGUCAUCCCCAAGUCGGCGGUCGGGGAGCUGUCGGACGAUUCCAGCAACGUGGUGCAGCUUAUCAAAAACGCCUACAACAAACUCUCCUCCAGGGUCUUUCUGGACCACAACCUGAUCCCCAGCACCCUGAAAGUCACCUAUGACUCCUUCUGCAGUAAUGGGGUGUCACACGUGGACCAGCCCAGAGGGGACUGUGACGGCGUCCAGAUCAAUGUCCCGAUUACCUUCCAGGUGAAGGUAACCGCCUCGGAGUGCGUUCAGGAGCAGUCCUUCCUCAUCCGCGCCCUGGGCUUCACGGACACGGUGACCGUGCAUGUCGUCCCCCAGUGCGAGUGCCACUGCCGGGACAUGAGCCAGGACCACCGGCUCUGCGGCGGCAAGGGCUUCCUGGAGUGCGGCGUCUGCAGGUGCGAGGCUGGCUACAUCGGGAAGAACUGUGAGUGCCAGACACACGGCAGGAGCAGCCAGGAGCUGGAGGGCAGCUGCCGGCGGGACAACAACUCCAUCAUCUGCUCGGGGCUGGGGGACUGCCUGUGCGGACAGUGCGUGUGCCACCAGAGCGAUGUGCCCAACAAGAAGAUCUUCGGGCGCUACUGCGAGUGUGACAACGUCAACUGCGAGCGCUACGACGGGCGGGUCUGCGGGGGCGAGGAGCGGGGCACAUGCGACUGCGGCAAAUGCCACUGCCGGGAGGGCUUCGAGGGCUCCGCGUGCCAGUGCGAGAGGUCCACCAGGGGCUGCCUGAGCGCCGAGGGCUACGAGUGCAACGGGCGCGGCCGGUGUCGCUGUAACGUGUGCGAGUGCGACGCGGGCUACCAGCCGCCACUGUGCCUGGAAUGCCUGGGCUGCCCAUCGCCCUGCGGCCGGUACAUCACCUGCGCCCAGUGCCUGAAGUUUGACCAGGGCCCCUCGGGGAGGAACUGCAGCGCGGAGUGCGGGAACGUGGGCCUGCUGAGCGCUCCCCCGGAAAAGGGCCGCAGGUGCAAGGAGCGGGAUCUGGACGGCUGCUGGAUCACCUUCACCCUGCGGCAGCGGGCGGGCAGGGACAGCUACGACAUCCACGUGGACGACAGCCGAGAGUGUGUGGGGGGCCCUCAAGUCGCCCCCAUUGUGGGUGGCACUGUGUCUGGCGUUGUUGCCAUCGGCAUCCUUCUGCUGGCCAUCUGGAAGAUUCUGACCCACGUGAGUGACCUCCGCGAGUACAAGCGGUUCGAGAAGGAGAAGCUCAAGUCCCAGUGGAACAACGACAACCCGCUUUUCAAGAGUGCCACUACGACAGUCAUGAACCCGAAGUUUGCCGAGAGCUAGGGCACUCAGUGAACCAGGCGGAAACAGCCCAGCUCGCGUCUCCUCCAGGGACGGGGUCACAGUCCUCGACAAGUUCACCCAUUAACCUGAAAUCCCACUGUCGUUUUCUGCUUUUGAGAUACUAGGUAUGGUCGGUGACAAUACGGACGUGUCCGAAGGGACAGCCUCCCCCUUCUGAUGUGUCUGACCUUGUAGUAGAGACUUGAAGAAGGAAUCGCUUGGGUCUUAUGAGGUUCGGUGCGUUUUCCUAUAAGACUUAGAGCGGCAAUCUCAUUGUGGUACAGAUUUAUUUAUGUUUGAACUUAUUGUGGUAUAAAAUCACAUUCCGUUGGUGACGAUGUUUCCCAAUCGUGUGUAUGGAAAAAAUAAAGAAAACUUCAGUU